Molecule: messenger RNA, 2286 nt
Organism: Pleurotus ostreatus (oyster mushroom)
Lineage: Eukaryota; Fungi; Basidiomycota; Agaricomycetes; Agaricales; Pleurotaceae
Gene: MAK5
Product: ATP-dependent RNA helicase
Exons: 12
Coding region: 1-2286 (761 amino acids)
Cellular component (GO): nucleolus
Molecular function (GO): RNA helicase activity; ATP binding; nucleic acid binding
Source: RefSeq, a predicted model, not a curated record
AUGCCUUCCAAAACGCCAAUUGAAGUAAAGAGAAAGCCCACUGCAUUUGCGAGUAUCCUCAAGGCGAGGAAGAAGCGAAAAUUAUCCCACACCCGAGCGACUACUUAUUCCACACCCGAUUCGCUACCAUGGCGUACGGCUUCGCGUCCGCUUGAAUCUGGGUUCGACGGGGACGAUGGGAUUCUUGGUUUGGAAGAAGUGGAAGGAGUUGAAGUGGUUUAUGAAGAGACUGCUGACGGCGGCAGAGUAGCCCGAUUUAAUGUGUUUAAUGAACCAGAGGAUAUUGACGAAGCUGGGAUAGAGGAAGAUGCGACCUCUAGAUCAGAUGCUAAGCUACCAACUCAGGAGCCGACGCCUGAACCAGUCUGUGAGGAGCGACCAGAUAUUCCGGAAGAAAUCGUUGAACUACCUGAAUGGUCGAACGUCGAACUCCAUCCGUCACUUCUACGAUUCCUCCAUGCCAGACAUUUUGUUUCGCCUACACCGAUCCAAGCGGCAGCUAUACCAUUUGCAAUUUCAGGACGAGAUGUAAUAGGUGUAGCGGAAACGGGGUCUGGCAAGACUUUGGCGUAUGGGCUCCCCAUUCUCCAUAGUAUAAUAACGGAGAAACUGAACGCCCGAAAACUCGAGACCUCAAGGCGGAGGACUCUUCGUGCUUUAGUUCUCGCGCCGACGAGGGAGUUGGCCCUGCAAGUAUCUUCACAUCUGAGUGCUUGUACGAACCCUCUUUGUGACGAGUCAGGCAAAGCCGAUGGCCCAAGCAAAGUUAGUAAAUCCCCGCCGUUGGUCAGCAUUGCGGCCAUCGUUGGUGGGAUGUCCGCGCAGAAACAGCGUCGCAUCUUGGAUCGCGGCCUAGACAUACUAGUUGCAACCCCAGGUCGCUUGUGGGACAUUAUCCAAGAAGAUGAAUCCUUAGCUCAGGAGAUUAAAGCCAUCAAGUUCCUUGUUCUAGAUGAAGCUGAUAGGAUGAUCGAACAUGGCCAUUUCGCUGAAUUGGACAAUAUCCUCAGGCUGACGCUAAGAGAGACGCAAGAGGAUCAGAUUGAUGCCCAAUUCAAUGAUGAUCCUGAAGCCGCAGCUGAGAACGAAGAUAACCAACAUGGGGCUAGAACAGAUGGCAUGCAAACAUUCGUGUUCUCAGCCACUCUCAGCAAGGACCUUCAAAGAAACCUGAAGAAAAGGCAGAAGCACUUCAAGAAUACCAGUAGGCGCAAGAAACAAGAACCCGCGUCUACGUUAGAUGAUCUUCUGAUGCGACUGGACUUCCGCGACUCCAAUCCCGAAGUCAUUGAUCUGAGUCCCGAAGGUGGCGUUGUUAGCACACUGCGUGAAAGCAAAAUCGAAUGUCUAGCCUCCGACAAGGAUGUGUACCUUUACUACUUCCUUUUGCGAUAUCCAGGUCGUUCGCUGGUCUUCCUUUCGUCUAUUGACGGCAUCCGCCGCCUCAUGCCUCUGCUCGAGACUCUCGAAAUUAAAGCUCUAGCGUUGCAUUCGCAGAUGGAGCAAAGAGCUAGGUUAAAGAAUUUAGAUAGGUUCAAGACAACACCCAAUGCAGUUCUGCUCGCCACGGAUAUAGCUGCGCGAGGCCUUGAUAUCCCCGCAGUCGACCACGUUAUACACUUCCAAAUCCCCAGAACGGCUGAUACGUAUGUUCACCGUAACGGCAGGACUGCCCGAGCGAAGAUGGAGGGUGUCAGCUUGUUGUUAUGCGCCCCGGAGGAGAGGAAAGUUGUCCGAGCUUUAUUGGGUAGUUUGAACCGAGACGAAUCAUCCAUUCCGGAGUUGACGCUCGAACUCACCAUUCUCGACAAACUGAAGGCUCGUGUGCAACUCGCGAAGAAGAUUGAAUCAGCACACCACAAGGCCACCAAAGAAAAUCAUGAUCGGAAAUGGCUCAAGGAGACUGCAGAUGCCAUGGAGAUUGAACUCGAUGAAGAUAUGUUCGAUUCGGACGCGGAAGAUCAACGUACUCAGAACUCAAAACGCGCGCGUAAAGUCCAGCAUGCGAAAAUUGUCGGUCUCAAGUCCGAGCUAAAACGUAUGCUAGCGCAGCCUCUACUGGCUACCGGUGUAUCUGCGAGGUACAUAACGUCAGGAAGUCGGCCCAUCGUAGACGAUUUACUCGCUGGCGAAUCGAACGCUGCAUUAGUCGGCUUGAAAAAUAUAGCUGCUGGUAGGGAUAUUGAUACCACGGUAGCUCGGAAAGCCUCGCGCAAAGGGGCGAAAGGGGAUUCUAAGCGCAAAGAGGCCGAAUACGAAGAAUGGGCCGGGGUAUCUGUUGACUGA